Messenger RNA from Phragmites australis (common reed), 3734 nucleotides. RefSeq lists its product as uncharacterized. The transcript is spliced from 11 exons. The coding region runs from base 1465 to 2736 and encodes 423 amino acids. Lineage: Eukaryota; Viridiplantae; Streptophyta; Magnoliopsida; Poales; Poaceae. The record is from RefSeq and is a predicted model, not a curated record.
CUCAGACCUGCUCAUUCUUCCCAACUGGCCUGAAAUGUUGGCUGCUGAUUUCUCGCGAUUCUUCCAGAUACUUUCCCAAAUUUUCUCUCCUGCCUUCUAUCCCCACCCUGGAAUAUCGGAUUCGGGAGUCUUCGGCGGCUAUGUUCUUGAGUUCGCGUUUCCUUUCCUCUUCACGCCGCAUCUGAAUGCAUACAUGCCCAUUUCCGAUUUCUUUGCCGGAUAGAAGGGUGCGUCGCUUAUUUUUUCUCGGAGCAUGAAGGGUCGAAGUCGCAGGACCCCAUCCCCCUAGAUUUAUCGGAUCUGAGAGCCCAAGUCCCAUCUUCGGUGGCAGAGAUCCGGUUCCUGAGAGAAGGAGAUGAAGGUAGGAAAGGGGAAGAAGAUGUUGUGUGGGCUUGUGUAGUUCCAGGAGCUGCCGGUUUAUUUCUAGAAAUUUAUUCUCAGCCACAACAGCUGCGAGUGACACCUCCCUCAGGAGAUGAAGCUAGGAAAUGGGAAGGAGAUGAUGUGUGGGCUUGUGUAGUUCCAGGAGCUGCCGGUUUAUUUCUUGAAUUUUAUUCUCAGCCACAACAGCUUCGAGUGACACCCCCCUCAGAUGGGUUCUCCCCGACAGUUGAAAGGGAGGGUCAAGUCUUUCUCGGUAGAGACCACUCAAGAGGCAUGGCGAUUCGACGUGACCUCAAUCACAGGUGUUGCACCUACAACGGUGCCUGUCCAAGGCAAUGAACAGCCACAUAUGGAUUGUAGACCAGCGCCACGCAAAUCUGGUACAGGUACUUCCGUGCCUGUAGAUGUUCCGAAUAAAAGGGGUCGUGUUUCUGCCACGUCUUCAGCCCCUAUGGACAGCGAUGAUGAUGAUUUCGUUCCUGCAAAGAAGCACCAAGCUUGUAGUACUAGUGCUGACAAGCUUCAAAAAAAACUUGUUGCUGAUGCUGCUGCUUCUUCCAAGCCUCCCCGCCACACUGUUAAUAUUCCACGCCACCCUGCUGUUCGAUGUGAGCCAGCCAUCUUCAACCAAUUUACCGAGCACCUCACAAUGUCUCAACGUCGCAAGAUUUCUGAGAUGGGUUUUGGGGGACUCUUGCAAAUUUCUGCAGAUCGGUUGGAGACUAGUGCCCUUCUAGUAUUUUUGAUGGAUAAGUUGAAUCCAGAUUCAAUGGUUAUUGAUAUUGGACAUGAGAAUGGCCUGCAAAUUAAUCAAAUUGCCGUCAACAAGGUUCUUGGUAUACCAUAUGGAGACAAAGAUCCACCUAGCUCAACGGAGGAGGAAAAUGAACGCGCUUUGGCUGAGUUCAAAAAAAUUGUCCUUGUUGAACCAAACCGUGAUGUGACACGCAAGCAUCUGCUGGACCUUAUCAGAAAACUUGUCCUUGAUGAUGACCUGGCCGUAAGGAUUUUUUUGUGGUUGCUUUCAACAAGUUGUUGUUCCCAGGCUUUGGCAACAACAUAAGGGCACUUGAUGCCUUCAUGACAAAGCACAUGUAUGUUUUCCGGGAUAUUAACUGGUGCAAGGCGGUUAUUGAUGAUCUGCGUCAAGCUGCGUUAAUAUGGCGCAGUGAGAAGCACAAAACUAUUCCUGGCUGUGCACUUCUAUUGCAAAUAUUCUAUUUGGACAACCUGCGUUGCAAUUGUAGUAUUCAACACAAACUUCUUCCCCGGGCUAGGUUCUUUGAUAAUUGUACUAUGCAAAAUAUAAUUAUUGAGGACAAGAGGAAGGACAAGGUCGGGAAGGAGACUUACGGGAAACUACCGCUAAAGAACAUUGCAAGUACAUGCUACCAUUUCUUUGAACCGGAUUCUAAUGAAUCACCUGAAGAAGCAUGUUCUACCUCGUCAAAUACAUUCCCCUCCAUCAUAGGAGAGCUUGGUGGACUGGUAUCUCAGAUAGCCAACACCUCAUCAAGGAAUAAUGCAUUUGAAGGAAUGAAAGUAUUCGAUGCCAAAGCACGCAAGGCCAUCGAGUCGGUCCAAAAGGGUUCUAAAAUGUUAGUGGAGGCACACAGUGAAUUCAUCAGUACCAUCUGGAGUAUAUUGCAAUCAGAAGUUGUUGAAAAGAGAAUGGAAGAUAACCAACACUUGACCACUCCCUCCAUUGACAUAACUAUGUCAAACGUGGCCUCACAUCAAAAUCGUUGUGGCGAAUCCUCUGCUGUGCAAACAGAUCAGCCGCACUCUGCUGCUCCCUCAAAUGAGAUCAGUGACGAACCACAGAAAUUACACAGUCACCAAGGUGAUGCUGGUGCCUUCCCGGAGGAGUUGCAGUCACAUCUUCCCUUACAAACUGACCACGAUGGAACCCCUCGUCGAAUGGCUCCAGAUUGCUUUAGUUUUGCACCUGACAUUGAUGCGGUCAUAAGAGAACUCAGUCAAGCAGAAAAGAUGCAACAUGCUGCGUCGGUAGCCACUAACCACGAUCAUGGUCAGCUCUCAAAGAACGGUGAUGAGGUUAUGCCCUUGGUGUCAAUAAAUACUACUAUACCACCAGCUCCUUGUCAUAACGUCGGAAGCUGCAGUGAUCCAAUGUCCCCCAUGUUUGGACAGCCAGGUUUCUUCCUUGUCAGUGUAUGGCAAACUACACCAAGAACAGGCAAGAAGAAUGGAUACUGUGUACUUGACACUCUAGUAUUGUUAGGGCAUAUUUGGAUUGAGCCCCCGCGCCGCCAAUUCGGUGCGCUAAUUCUUUGGCCUAGGAUUCGGUCGUCGCGGAAUCGGCCGCACGUGGGCGUAAAAUUGCACUGAUGCAGGCGUGUCAACGCACCGCCGUUGAACCAAGCAGAUGCCCUCACAUGUGUCAGCACAUCAAUUUUGACAGGUUCGUGUGCCGACGCUGAACAAAACAUGCCCUUAUUCUACCACUCCUAGUCUCCUACUACCCAUAUACGACCAUUCUUGGGAUACAGGCAUACAGGUAGACGUCACCUACCUCGCUAGGUAGUUCUCGGUGAAUCAUCUGAGAAGAAAGGAAUGCCAAAUCAGUACAGCUAGGAGGAGAGGAGAUCAUCCACUAUUAGCACCUGAUAACUGAGGCCAUGAAGCCUGUGGAGAUCCAGUGGUUGCAACAUCGAUUCGUGAAAGCGAGCCCCCAUGUACAGCUGACUGAAUUCGGUCGCACUUGCACAUCGCCACUUCCCUUUCCAUCCAUGGCCCCUUCCCUCGCUUCCCCGCGUUGAAGAGUUGUUGAUUUUACAAGGGGCCCAAUGCACAUAUAAUCGUGUCUUAAUCAUGGAUAAGGCACGCAUUUCAGGCGUGCCAAAUCACACCGUCAAUCAGGAACGCUGCACAAUGAAAUGCGUGCCAAAUCACACCGUCAAUCAGGAACGCUGCAGAAUUUUGUUGGAACGUACCCAGGAAAGUGUUGGGUUGGUGGCCUGCAGUGUGCAGACAAGGAGGGAAAAAAGUUAAAUUCAGGCAGGCACCAUGAAGGAGUAGCUAAAAGUAAAUACUGGUGGAUUAGCAUUGAAGAGUCUCACGAUGGAAUUCGGGUGGUGCUAUCCCUCGUGCGCCUGUAAAAAAGCGGUUUAACUCCAUCGACACUCCCAGCAAUCUGAUUUCAAUUGCAUGGACGCAAUUCUUUCUUCCUACUCUCACCUUCACACUGUACUUCUCCCCAUUGACAGUGCCGGUCGCUCCUUGUCCCGCCCGUCUCUAUCCAUCUCUAGCUGUACUCAUACCGCUGCACUAAGGGUCCGUUCGAUAGGGAUUCGGAUUCUUGCAGAAACAUUUCAGUUUCAGUUCUC